GUCAUGGCAGCGCCCAGCUUGGCUUCACAGGUUGGGUUUUGCGAGAGGAGGGUUGGGCUGUUGCAGGUGUCAGGACGCGGAAGUGUCAGGUUCACACACAAUUCGGUUGUUCGGUGUCUGUAAUACCUACUGAGGGCAGCAUGGACGACACCCUGUUUCAGCUAAAGUUCACAGCAAAACAGCUGGAAAAGUUGGCAAAGAAGGCAGAGAAGGAUUCCAAGACAGAGCAAGCCAAAGUGAAAAAGGCUCUUACGCAGAAGAAUGUGGAUGUUGCCAGAGUAUACGCUGAGAAUGCCAUCCGAAAGAAGAACGAGGGUCUAAACUGGUUGCGGAUGGCAUCACGUGUUGAUGCAGUGGCUUCCAAGGUCCAGACAGCAGUCACUAUGAAGGGGGUGACUAAAAACAUGGCUCAGGUGACAAAAGCGUUGGACAAAGCCCUGGGAUCUAUGGAUCUUCAGAAAGUGUCGGCUGUCAUGGAUAAAUUUGAGCAACAGGUUCAGAACUUGGAUGUCCACACCUCGGUGAUGGAGGACUCAAUGGGUUCAGCAAUGACACUCACUACACCGCAGGAGCAAGUUGACUCCUUGAUUGUACAGAUAGCAGAAGAGAAUGGGUUGGAGGUGAUGGAUCAGCUUAACCAACUCCCUGAAGGGGCUUCUUCAGUGGGAGAGAGCUCCACCCGCCCCCAGGAAGACCAACUUUCUCGCAGGUUGGCUGCUUUGAGGAAUUAAACACCUACACUCUGCAGCUCAGUCCCCUUUCUUGAACUUCAGGAGUGCUGGGGUCACUUUAUCACGCUGUGGCCUUCAGAUACCGUUAUGGGAGGAUGCUGUAGCCUUGGCUUGUUCUGCUGCUGUACGGUUUCUCAGCAGUGCUUGAUCUGGAGGCUGGCCUAGCUUGUGGCAAAGUCUCACUGCAGAUCCCUUGCCAUUGGUGGAUCUAGUCUCACUGCAGAUCCCUUGCCAUUGGUGGAUCUGCGAUCCUGCAGAAAAGAUCAGCAUUUCUUUGUCAGUGCUAUGUAACCCCAUUUAAAGUGCAAAUGAAACCUAUUCUACCCUGAACUUCCUGUCUUUGAAUCUGUUAAUUGUAUCUUCGGAAGACUUGACUUCAUAUGAGUUAAGCACACACUGGACCAGGGGAUUAUGGCAUUUGGGAUUAGACACUGAAGAAGCCUCAAUAGGAAAUAUAUAAACACUGAUCAUGUUCAGCAUAGGCCUUUGUGUGCUCAACAAUUCUUCAAAAUAUAACUUUGUAUGGGUCAACUGAGCCAGCACAUGAAAUGCCACUCUGGAGAUGUAAUUUGGCAGGGUAUAUAACAAAACAUUUUGUUCCGUUUCCUUUGUGUAUUCAUUACAAGCACUUCCUUCCCUAUGUUUUGUCAGAAACUAUCUUAUUGGUGUAGAAAUUACUUUUAUAGCAAUUUUGAUUUUAUCCAUUAUUUUACUUGUUGCUAAUUUUGGAUUGUGUUUCUUGUUUAAGCCUUAAAUUGGAAAUUCAUUUUCCUGAUAGAUUCUAUAAAAAACUUAAUUGCCAUAAGUGACGCUCAGUGGUGAAAAGGUAUAGCUUCUUACUAAUGGGUAAAAUCUGCAAAUGUGUCAGUCUGCAACAUUACAAGCCAGUAUCUGCAGCCUUGGUCACACUACAUUUUAUUGUUAUCUGUAUGGCUGCAGUAUGGAUAACUGCAGUGUGUGCAGCUAGAGUGAUUGUCUGGUCUCCAUCUUAUGUGUAGAGCACUAAGAUUCUAUUUGUUUUAUACCCAUUAAAUACUGAUUCAGUUAAAUCCUAUUGCUGCCUUGUGUCCAGUAUCCUCUAAAGUGUUGGAGGAGCGGUGCCAAGUUAACAUAAUGUAGAAGAGAUACCGGUUUACUGGUCGGAGGCGCCUGCAGCAUCCAACAGCUAUACAAUUCACUUGCACAAUAAACUAUCGCCACGUUGUAAAGCUUGUAUAAUUAAAGGGAUAUGAAACAAAACAUUUUUCUUUCGUGAAUCAUACAGUUUUAAACAACUUUCCAAUUAACAUUCUAUUAUCUACGUUGAUUCAUUCUGUUGGAAUCCUUUGUUGAAAGAGUAACAGUGCACUUUGGGAACUAGUUGAACACAUUUUACAAGCUAAUGACAUGUAUAUAAGUGCAGCCACCAACCAGCAGAUCGCUUCCAGUAGUGCAUUGCUGCCUACCUAGGUAUACUUAUAAAGAGAGGAUGCCAAGAGAACAAAGCAUAUUAGAUAAUACAAUUAAACUGGAAAGUUGUUUAAAAUGGCAUUUUCUGUUUCUGAAUAGUAAAGAUUUAAUUUUUUACUUUACUGUCCCUUUAAUAUGAUUUGGUUGCUGUUUCUAUAGAAACCUGGUUUCUAAGGGGUAUCUUUAAAACAGAGGUAGACUAAUACACUUCAAAUUGUAGAUAGUUUUUUCCCUAGGAGUUGGACAAUGGUUUAUGCAUAAUGAUAAUAUGUGCAAUAGUAAUAAACAAGAAGCCUGGAGUAAAAUCUAUGACCUUUUGGGUUUAUCAUGCCCUGUUUUAGGGAUACCCUUUUAAAAACUGUACAAAGUUGGUAUUUUCUGAUACAUUUUUUGCCUUUGUCAUUUUUUGUGUAUUUUUUUUUUCCUGUAAAUUAUCUGGUAAAAUAUUUACUUAUCAAAAUAAAUUCUGUUGAAGCCA
Bombina bombina (fire-bellied toad) is the source of this 2658-nucleotide messenger RNA. RefSeq names its product charged multivesicular body protein 1A (gene CHMP1A). NCBI's taxonomy places the organism in Eukaryota, Metazoa, Chordata, Amphibia, Anura, Bombinatoridae. Gene Ontology annotation, cellular component: ESCRT III complex; multivesicular body. The coding region runs from base 141 to 731 and encodes 196 amino acids. The record is from RefSeq and is a predicted model, not a curated record. The transcript has 7 exons. Gene Ontology annotation, biological process: protein transport; endosome transport via multivesicular body sorting pathway; late endosome to vacuole transport.